CAGCCUUAAAAAGCGCAUGCCCAGUGCAAGCUUGAGUGGCAGCCCGUUUUCUUUCUCGCCCACAGCUAAUCUGUGCGUUGUAGCAGUGCACACGUGUACUGAAACCCUCGCUGUGCGAGCAAAGGUUUCGCUCGUGGGGAUCACAGUUGCUGUACAAUGGCCGCCUCCAGCCCGACGUCUCUGCAACCGGUCACUCACCUCAUCUUUGACAUGGACGGCCUCCUUCUGGAUACCGAACGCCUCUAUACCAUCGCGUUCCAAGAAAUCUGUGACCGUUUUGGAAAAACCUACACCUGGGAUGUGAAAUCUUUAGUUAUGGGCAAAAAAGCAUUGGAUGCAGCAGAAAUCAUUCGAGAUGUCCUGGACCUUCCAAUAACCAAAGAAGAACUACUGCGUGAAAGUAAACUUAAGCAAGAAAAAUUAUUUCCCACUGCUGCAUUGAUGCCAGGAGUUGAAAAACUAAUCCGCCACCUAUAUCAACACAACAUCCCCAUAGCUAUUGCAACUAGCUCAUCUCGAGUGACAUUUGAAAUGAAAACAAGUCGACACAAAGACUUCUUUAAUUUAUUUCAUCAUAUUGUGUUGGGAGAUGACCCUGAAGUGAAGGAUGGCAAGCCACAGCCUGAUGUGUUUCUGGUCUGUGCAAAAAGAUUUAAACCUUCUCCACCUCCAGAAAAGUGCCUUGUGUUUGAAGAUGCUCCCAAUGGGGUCAAAGCAUCACUGAUGGCUGGGAUGCAAGUGGUGAUGAUUCCAGAUGAAAACCUGAAUAAAGAACUUACAAAUGAAGCAACUCUAGUCCUCCAGUCUAUGAACGAUUUCAAGCCAGAACUCUUUGGUUUACCACCAUUUCUUUGAGAACAGUUUUUUAAAAAAAAUUAGCUAUCCUUAUUUGGGGUAAAUGUGUGUCCAUAAUCCCUAUAGUAAUAAUAUGUUCCAUUUUUGUUAUUAAAGUUUACUACACAACUUGCAUUCAAA
Messenger RNA from Hemicordylus capensis (graceful crag lizard), 975 nucleotides. RefSeq names its product pseudouridine 5'-phosphatase (gene PUDP). The coding region runs from base 157 to 855 and encodes 232 amino acids. The record is from RefSeq and is a predicted model, not a curated record. The transcript has 4 exons. Gene Ontology annotation, molecular function: phosphatase activity. Lineage: Eukaryota; Metazoa; Chordata; Lepidosauria; Squamata; Cordylidae.